AAGUCUUAAUGCUGAUCUUUGAGGAGAGAUCUCCUGUGUGAGCGUGGACAUGGAGCAGACGUCAGCCUUCACGGUGCUUCUGUUUCUGCUGCUGGGAUCCUCCAGAGCUGCAGUAGAGGAGGAGAACCCAGAGUUCUGGAGGGCCCAGGCCAAACAGACGCUGCAGUCGGUUCUGGACAGACAACUCAACACCAAUGUGGCUAAAAAUAUUCUCUUCUUCCUAGGAGAUGGAAUGGGAAUCACAACCUACACAGCUGCUCGGAUCCUCAAGGGACAGCUGCAGAACCAGUCAGGGGAGGAGACGGUGAUGACCAUGGACACCUUCCCCUACGUGGGCUUAGCCAAGACCUACAGUGUGGACUUCCAGAUUGCAGACAGUGCAGCUACGGCUACAGCGUAUCUGUGUGGAGUAAAAACUAACCUGAACACAGUCGGGGUGAACGCUGCAGCUCGUAAUGGCGUCUGCAGAAGUCAGAAGGGGAACGAGGUCACAUCCAUCCUUAAGUGGGCCAAAGAUGCUGGUAAAUCUGUUGGAAUAGUAACAACAACUCGAGUUCAGCAUGCCACCCCAGCGGGCAGUUACGCCCACAGCGCCAGCAGGACGUGGUACAGUGAUGCUGACAUGCCAGAUUCUGCCAUAGGGGAGGGCUGCACUGACAUCUCAUCCCAGCUACUCAAAAAUGUUGACAUUGAUGUGAUCAUUGGUGGCGGCAGACAAUACAUGACUCCUUGGGGCACCAAAGACCCAGAGUACCCAGCUGAUUCCUCUUCUGGAGGCAAACGGCGAGACGGGCGCCACCUCAUCCAGGAAUGGCAGAAUAUGAAGAACGGAAAGGUAGCCCACUAUGCAUGGAACAAGACGGAGUUUGAUGCCAUCGACCCUGACACCACAGACUACCUCAUGGCUCUGUUUGAACCUGGUGAUCUCCGUUAUGAUGCGGAAAGAGACCCCAGCAUGGAUCCAUCCCUCAUGGAGACCACGGAGAAGGCCAUCCGCAUUCUGCAGAAAAACCCCAAAGGCUUCUUCCUGCUUGUAGAGAGCGGGAGAAUCGACCAGGCCCACCACCAAGGAAACGCCUACUUGGCGCUCCACGAGGCCGUUGCCUUUGACGAGACCAUUGCCCGGGCCCUGGAGCUCACCAGCGAUGACGACACUCUCACCAUCGCGACUGCUGACCACUCCCACCCUCUCACCUUCAACGGCUUUCCCUUCCGAGGGCAAAGCAUUCUGGGUAAAUCUCCACUGUGGGGCACAGACAUGCUGCCCUACACCACUCUGAUGUACGGCAACGGACCCGGACACAAAAUCGUUGACGGGAAACGGCCGGACAUCCGCAACGUCGACACGAACAGUAUGGAAUACAUCCAGCUUUCCGCAGCGCCCACGGAUUCCACCACCCACAGUGGGGAGGACGUGAUUGUCCUGGCCCGUGGACCCAUGGCCCACCUCUUCAGUGGGGUCCAGGAGCAGAACUACAUCGCCCAUGCCAUGGGCUAUGCUGCCUGUGUGGGUGCUGACCUGAGGCACUGCCAGGGGCCCAUCACACCACCUGUGGACUGA
Oryzias melastigma (Indian medaka) is the source of this 1561-nucleotide messenger RNA. It is a transcript of the gene alp3, whose product is annotated as alkaline phosphatase 3. Lineage: Eukaryota; Metazoa; Chordata; Actinopteri; Beloniformes; Adrianichthyidae. The record is from RefSeq and is a predicted model, not a curated record. The coding region runs from base 50 to 1561 and encodes 503 amino acids. Gene Ontology annotation, cellular component: plasma membrane. Gene Ontology annotation, molecular function: alkaline phosphatase activity. Gene Ontology annotation, biological process: dephosphorylation. The transcript has 11 exons.